CCGUCUAACUGACAAUGAUGUACAGUGAGCUAGCCACUUCUUUUUUUUUACAUUGUGAGUUAAGUAUGUACAGAAAGAAACGCACAGCUUAAUUCUGGCUCAAAGUGCUAUUAGGCCUUCAAUGUAGAUUCGACUGUUGAUAUUAGAAGAUGGCCGGUUUCUGGUUGACGAACAAACGAAUAACUGAUCUCAAUAUUCGCCACAUUUAUGGUGGACCAGAGGCAACAGGUACGCACAGAUUGCUCAAGAAUUCUCGCACGUUCAGUCUGAGAAACAAGGAAAAGGAGGAAAAGAAAGCGGAAGCGCUGCAGAGACGCACAAAGAGGAGGCUGUUCGAUGCGAAUUCUCGUGGAGAGUAUGUCGUCCCGCGAGCUCCAGCUUUUAGGGAAUUGGACCAAGAAGGAGUCGAUGAUAUAGUGAACAGAUUAAACCACCCCAAGAGCGCACCGGCUUUACGACGAAGUCAGUCUACAAAGUCUUCAAAUGAAGACAGUGAAAGCAGUUGGCAAAAGCCGCGGCCUCUGUCGGAGAGAGAAUUGAGUGACGUUUCUCUUCGGCUACAUUCUCACGAGACUCACAUGAGUCGUAUGAGGAGUGGUAAGGGGGUCCGACUGCCACCCCCACGCGCAACUACCCAGAGUACCAGCGUGUCAUUCCGCAGUGCGAGGUAAUAGAACGUGUUCUUUCUGGGAAGUUGUGUAAGGAAGCAUCCCAGAAAAGGGGAGACAGUUCCUACAAUAUACAAUGUAUUGCAUCGACCUAAAAAUUACAAUUCCUGGUUGUGAACAGUUUUAUAUAGUGACGCCAUAUCAAGGACAUGUUGAUUCUUCCUUCAGGCUAAGAAAUACUCUACUACGGAUUUUCAUUUUCAAAUUUCUCAUCGAGGGAUUAAAAUCUCUUCCAUAAAACAAUUUAAACUGUGCAUUAAAAGUGUAUUUCAUGACUUCAUAAACUUUUAAUCACUGCGUGAUCUAAUCCCCGGACUGCUUUUGUUCAGUUGUAUUUAAUUGUAAUUGUAUUAAAUCAUUUAUUCAUUUUACUUUCAUAAAAGUUGUUGUUCAAAUUCUGGACUUUUUAAAAUAUAUCUUCAUGGCUAUAUAUAUUUAUAUAUAAAGUUCUUCAUUGUGACUGUUCAAGUUGUA
Molecule: messenger RNA, 1142 nt
Organism: Magallana angulata
Lineage: Eukaryota; Metazoa; Mollusca; Bivalvia; Ostreida; Ostreidae
Exons: 2
Coding region: 150-671 (173 amino acids)
Source: RefSeq, a predicted model, not a curated record